CUACCUUCAUUGAAUGCACAAUUGAACACAUUUCUUCACACAGAGAUAAUUUUUACGCAUUUUAAAACAACUUGUUCACUGAUUUGUUUGACUUGCAAAUUGAGGCCAUACAAUUGUUGAGCUUUGAGCAUGACGCCGAUGAAGAUCAUCUGUCAGCUGCUACUGUUCCUAAGCGCAGUGACGGCCGAGUGCCCAGCUGGCUAUGAAGACGUUGAUUCUAAAUGCAUCCACCGCUUCAACGGUGGAUAUCUCACGUACGACGCAGCGGUGGAUUACUGCCGCCAACACUUCGGCAGGCUGCCUGUGAUAGAUGACUGCUCCACCUUCACUGAAGUUGCUACCUUCGUUGACGAUGGAUACUCGGCCGAGGCUAACAAAGGCUUCUGGUUGGGCGCGACUUACUCCACCAGAGACGGCGUCUGGCGCUGGAGCGACGGUGCGGCCGUUCCCAUGGGCGCUCCAUAUUGGGCGUUUGUAAGCGAUUUUGCGAUACAAAAUAAUCCACCGUGAAGAGAACUAUAAAGUAGAAAAGUUGAUGA
This is a messenger RNA of Hyalella azteca, 539 nucleotides long. Its product is annotated as C-type lectin domain family 17, member A-like. The record is from RefSeq and is a predicted model, not a curated record. The coding region runs from base 130 to 510 and encodes 126 amino acids. NCBI's taxonomy places the organism in Eukaryota, Metazoa, Arthropoda, Malacostraca, Amphipoda, Hyalellidae. The transcript is spliced from 3 exons.